This is a messenger RNA of Cladophialophora immunda, 846 nucleotides long. RefSeq lists its product as uncharacterized. The coding region runs from base 1 to 846 and encodes 281 amino acids. The record is from RefSeq and is a predicted model, not a curated record. The transcript has a single exon. Lineage: Eukaryota; Fungi; Ascomycota; Eurotiomycetes; Chaetothyriales; Herpotrichiellaceae.
AUGAAGUUCCUCCAAAUCACCCUCCUCUUUUGGAUCACGUCGUUCGUCGCCGCCGUUCCGCCCUUGUCCCCCUCCACUGAUCUCUCGAUCCGUGGCGCGUCUGCUCUCGACUCCUUCAACCAUCUCGAGAAGCGCAAAGGUGGUGGGGGUGGUAAAGGGGGUGGAGGGGGCAGCAGUUCCUCUGGCGGAUCCAGCGGCGGACGCAGCGGUUCUGGCUCCUCAGGCGGCUCAUCUACGAGACCAAACGGCGUGCCUUACUCCUUUUCCUCCUCCUCCAACGCUGGCGGCCGCACGCGAGACGGGUCGGGAACACCCAAGACAUACGGAACCAGAUACACGGGCGGCGCGGUGGUGCCGUUCACCGCAGGCAAGCGCUCGCCGACUCUGGGCGUUGCGCCGUUCUUCAUCGGCGCGGGCGCGCUGGCCUUUUUCCCCGGCCUGUGGCUCUACGGCAGUGUUUGGGCGUACCCGUACGGCAUCCCGUACUACUGGACCGACAACGACGGGCGCAACCGCACCUCGAACGUGACCUGCCUAUGCCAGCAAUACCAAGUCUGCGGCUGCGACCCCAGCAACAACUCGACGUUUCUGACCCAGGUAGUCACCAACGGCAGCUCGACCCCGAUUGCGCCCGUCAACACCAGCACCGUCAGGACCGUGACCUUCAGCAAUGGCUCGACCAGCACGUACGUCAACGGCAGUCUCGCCAAUGGCACGACCGCCAGCGGAGGCACCGACCCGAGCGACCCCUCACAGGUCAGCGCCGGUGUCCGAACCGUCAUGGAGUUGAGCGGGUAUUGGGUCAUGAUUGUGAUUGUGGGCUGGGGCAUGUGGAUGACUGCCUAG